GCAGUAUUGACUAAUAAGAAAGCUGGAAUAGACAUGUCUGUUACAUAUUUAAAAUAAAGUUUAUCGAACUGACAAAACAUUACCAUACAAUGAGUGAAGUUAAUGAAACACCUAGAGUGGUUUUAAUGCCGAUAGAUGGCAGUGAACAUGCUCAAAGAGCAUUCCAGUGGUACAUAGAAAAUAUGAAGCGUCCAAAUGAUAUUGUAAAGUUCAUCAAUAUUGUUGAGCCAGUUUAUGCGACACCUGCUGUUGGACUAACCAUGGAGACACCACCCCUAACAGAUAUUACCAAAAUGAUGCAAGAUAGUAUUGAUAACGGAAAAGUAUUAGGAAAGAAAUAUAUAGCUGAAGCAAAGCAGUGUGGUGUGAACUGUCAAGCUUUUCUUCAUGUGGAUACUCGACCUGGUGCUGCUCUACUGAAAUCGAUCGAAGAUCACAACGCCAAUGUGAUUAUCAUGGGGAACAGAGGUCUUGGUGCAAUUCGACGUACUUUUCUUGGAAGUGUUUCUGAAUAUGUAUUACAUCAUGCUCAUAUUCCCGUUAUAAUAGUUCCACCGAAAGAAAAGCAUUAAUGAUGAAAUCUUUUUUCUCUUGAAGAUGAUUAUGAUAUGAUUAUGAUUAUGAUAUUUAUUCAUGUAAGAUUUACUGUCAUUUACUACUGAAAUGUUUUCAUCAAGGAAUUGACUAAUUAAACUUUUUAUAUCAUGAUUUCAAAAUAACUGUUGUUCUAUGAUUUCAUUUUUUGUUUGUUAACAAUUUAAGUUGAGAUGUAAACGUACUUGGUGUAGUAGAGUCCUAAUCAACAGUCUGUAGGUUAAUAACAAGAAACACCCUACUGAAUGAAUAAAACUCAGUCACUAGUCACCUUUAAAGUGUUAUUUCCUUACACUUUAAAAGAUGAGACGAAUGAGAAUUUAGUUAGUUAGCUAUGCGAGUGGAGGGGGCUUGAUUCCCCGUCAGAGACCCCUGAAAUCUC
Trichobilharzia szidati is the source of this 976-nucleotide messenger RNA. NCBI's taxonomy places the organism in Eukaryota, Metazoa, Platyhelminthes, Trematoda, Strigeidida, Schistosomatidae. The record is from the annotation of a GenBank genome assembly.